AUGGCAGACCUCACCCGCGUCGAGUCGUUCCAGUACCCGUCAGGGCAUUUUGCGCAUCUUUCAGACAACCAGCAGGCACAGCUCAACGAAUUCAAACGCAUAUCCCAGGAGCAAGGAUACUACACGCCCGCCAGCGCAGACGGAACGACGCAGGCGAGUCACGAUGAUGAGACAUUGCUGCGCUUCCUCCGUGCGCGUCGUUUCGUCCCCACCGAGGCCUUCAAGCAGUUCAAGGACACGGAAGACUGGCGUAAAGAACAUGGCAUCAAUGACCUGUUCUUCAACAUCGACGUAGACGAGUUCGAGGCUACGCGCAGACUGUAUCCGCAAUGGCUCGGUCGACGCGACAAGCGCGGCAUUCCAGUCUACCUCUUCGAAGUUGCGCCGCUCAAUUCGAAGAAUAUCUCUUCCUACGAGAAGGAGCUGAAGAACGCGAAAACGACGUCACCAAAAGUAGCGACCAAGAACCUUCGCCUCUUCGCGCUGUACGAGUCGCUAACGCGCUUCGUCCUACCUCUAUGCUCCAACGUCCAACGAAGUCACCCCGAGACCCCUAUUUCGCAAAGUAACAAUAUAGUGGACAUCAGCGGAGUGGGCUUGAAGCAGUUUUGGAACCUAAAAGGGCACAUGCAGGAUGCGUCCACUCUAGCGACGGCACACUACCCAGAGACACUGGACAGGAUAUUCAUCAUUGGUGCACCUGCUUUCUUCCCUACCGUAUGGGGCUGGGUCAAGCGCUGGUUCGACCCCAUCACCGUGUCCAAGAUCUUCAUCCUCUCGCCCGCAAACGUCCUGCCAACCCUAAUUCAGUACAUCGACAUCGAUAACAUCCCCAAGAAGUAUGGCGGCAACCUGGACUUCGAGUGGGGCCAGAUGCCGAAUCUCGAGCCGGGCAUAGACGCAGCGAUCAAAUGGGAGAACCCCAAUGUACAAAACGGCAAGAACACAUUGCCUAUUGGGCCAAUCGCAUGGGAAACUGGCGAGAACGGUGAGCUCAUAGCUGUAGCCGUAGGCCAGGAAAACGCACAACCUCGACAUAGAACCGUCUUCACCAUCCCCAGGCCCAUCAACGGCAAAUCCACCUCCAGCAUGCCUGUGGUCAACACCCCCAUUACCGAGAAAGAACUUGCCCUCACAACAGCCGGAACGCACACGCAACCCGCCGAUUCCGAAGUCCCCAACCCCGAUACCCUGAACCCGCCCUCCGACAGCCCCACACCUUCUUCCACCCCCAAGGUCGCUCCGCAGGCUGACACGUCGGACCUGCCCACCCGUGAGGGUACUUCAGACACGCGCUACGAGCAGCAAGCGCAUACACACGCCUCAGGUCAACUCACAGAAGGCACGCCCGAAUCUGCGGUGAAUGACCACGGCCAUGGUGACAAGACCGUAACAAUGGAGCCCGGCACCGUGGGGCAAGCGCCCAAGGACGUAACAGUGCAGUCUGAGGAACUUCCUGCGCCAGGCUACCUUGACCAGGCGAAGUCUCUUGCUGCGUCUGCCACAGCGACGGUUACGUCGACGGUAGGCUCGGCAGCGGGUGCGGUGACGGGGCUUGUAGGCGGAAAUGGGGAGAAAGUGGAGGAGAAGGCCGAGGAGAAGAAGCCGGAGAAGAGCGAAGAGGAGAAGAGGUUGGAUCGGCAGAUUGACGGGAAGGAAGAGCCUGCUGUGGAGGGGUUUUUGAGGGAGAAGGUUGUUACGGGGGCUUCGCAGUGA
This is a messenger RNA of Didymosphaeria variabile, 1716 nucleotides long. RefSeq lists its product as uncharacterized. Lineage: Eukaryota; Fungi; Ascomycota; Dothideomycetes; Pleosporales; Didymosphaeriaceae. Bases 1 to 1716 code for a protein of 571 amino acids. The transcript has 3 exons. The record is from RefSeq and is a predicted model, not a curated record.